AUGAGCCCAAGGCUCAGCUGGUUUACCCGGCACACAAAUCUUUAUAAACCCUCACGCACGACAGUCCCCCACACCUCCACCCGAUUCAAACCAAUGUGCAGCGAGACCAAUCGGAAGCGCAAGCGCGGCCGCCGCCCCAAGACCCAGCCGUCCGCCACCGUGGUGCUCGACAACAUAAACAACGACGCAGGCUCGCCGCUCGCGGCCGGCGCCUCCGGCGACGACGUUGUCUUCUCCGUCAACAACGUGGAGCUCAUCCAGCCCGCCGCCAAACCCUCUUCCCCCAACAACCGUGGCCGCCGGCGCGGCCGCUCAAACAAAGAGAUCCUGACGGAAAGUUCCAUCGCCGCCGCCGCGGCCAAUGGCGUAACCCUACCUGUUACGGCCUCGACAGGCGUGCUUAAUGGCGGUGUGUCCACCUCGAUGAUUGAUGAGGUGAGCGACGUAGCCAGAGUCGUGCCCGCCAUGGAUGCUGUGGUGAAGGUGUUCUGCGUCCAUACCGAUCCCAACUUCUCGUUGCCGUGGCAGAGGAAACGCCAGUAUAGCUCGAGCAGCAGUGGCUUUGUUAUCAGCGGGAGGAGGGUUUUGACGAAUGCGCAUUCUGUCGAGCACUUUACGCAGGUGAAGUUGAAGAAGAGGGGUUCUGAUACCAAGUAUGUAGCCACGGUGCUCUCAAUUGGGACGGAAUGCGACAUUGGUGAGGCUCGAUUUUGUCUUUUCCAUUGA
Molecule: messenger RNA, 726 nt
Organism: Striga hermonthica
Lineage: Eukaryota; Viridiplantae; Streptophyta; Magnoliopsida; Lamiales; Orobanchaceae
Source: the annotation of a GenBank genome assembly